Populus nigra (black poplar) is the source of this 3561-nucleotide messenger RNA. RefSeq lists its product as uncharacterized. The transcript is spliced from 6 exons. The coding region runs from base 294 to 2315 and encodes 673 amino acids. The record is from RefSeq and is a predicted model, not a curated record. NCBI's taxonomy places the organism in Eukaryota, Viridiplantae, Streptophyta, Magnoliopsida, Malpighiales, Salicaceae.
GGUACGAACCAAAGCAGCUUAGCUGUUGUGUUGUGUUGUUCACAUUCUCUUUCUACCCGCCUUCCACGUCAGGUACGAUACCAUCUCCUUCCGUCAAUUUUGCUUCCUAAAUCCCUCUGUUUUCUAAUCCGUCACAAAUUCCAUCUCCUCCUUCCCUUCUGUUAUCCGUUUAUUGCAAGUAAUCCUUGCUUGCUCCAUCACUCUUUACUUUAGGGCUUAAAAAAGAAAACCUAAAUUAUAUAUAAUUAUUAAAAACAGUAGGGCUUGGGAAUUUGGAUUUGAAUUAUUCUGAAAUGGCGAACACCGUUGACGAUGACGCCGAUGCGGUGUUGAGCGAUGUGGAAGGGGAUGAACCGGUGCCGAUCGUAAUGAAAAGUCCGAGUCAAGAAGAUAUUUCCGUCGAGAAAUUCCGCGAGCUCCUCGAUCGAGAGCGAGCCGCACGGGAGGCAGCAGAGACUUCGAAAUCCGAAAUUCAAGUGUCAUUCAAUCGAUUAAAAGCUCUCGCGCACGAAGCAAUCAAAAAGCGAGACGAGUGCUCGAGGCAGAGAGACGAAGCGAUGAGAGAGAAAGAAGAGGCGUUGAAAGCUAACGAGAAAUUAUCGAAUGAAUUGAUUCAAGCGAACAGGUCGAAAGAGGAGACUCAGAAAAAAUUCGAUGAUUUGCAAUCGGAGACUGAGAAAUCGAGGCAUAUGUUAGUAAGUGGAAUUGAGAAGAUAUCAGGGAAGCUUAGUAAUUUCAAGAAUUUCGCGGCGGAAGGUUUGCCUAGGUCGCAGAAAUACAGUGGAUUACCGGCGGUUGCCUAUGGAGUUAUUAAGAGGACAAAUGAGAUUGUUGAGGAGCUUGUUAGGCAGAUUGAUGUCACUGCAAAAUCCAGAAAUGAUGCGAGAGAGCAGAUGGAGCAGAGGAAUUACGAGAUUGCCAUUGAGGUUUCUCAGCUUGAAGCUGCAAUCAGUGGAUUGAGAGAUGAAGUUGCCAAGAAAACGACUCUGAUUGAGGGUUUAGAGAAGAGUGUGGUUGAGAAAGAGGGGAAAGUGUCGGAGAUUGAGAGAGAGAUGUUGGAGAAGAUGCAUUUGGUGGAGAAGGAGGCUUCGGAGAUGAGGGACUUAGUUGGUGAGUAUGAUGACAAGUUGAGGAAUUUUGAGUCGAAGAUGGAAUCGCAUAGACCUUUGUUGUUUGAUCAGUUGAAUUUGGUGGCGAAAAUCCAUGACCAGCUUUAUGAUGCUAUUGAGAUAGUUAACACUAGUCAUUUGAAUUCCGAGGUGUCAGAGUCGCUGUUUCUUCCCCAGCAAACGGAUGUGGAGGAGAAUAUCCGUGCUUCUUUAGCAGGGAUGGAAUCAAUUUAUGAUUUGAGUAGAAUUGUUGCUGAAAAAACAAGGGAUUUGGUAGAGGAGAAGAAUCAUGAAGUGAAGAAUUUGAAUGAAACAGUGGAUCGAUUAAUGAAGGAGAAAGAACACAUCGGUACUUUACUUAGGAGUGCCUUGUCGAAGAGGAUGAAAUUAGAUCCAUCCUCCAAAACAGAUGAGUUGUUUCAAGUUGCUGAAAAUGGUUUAAGAGAGGCUGGGAUUGAUUUCAAAUUCAGUAAAGUCCUUGGUGAUGGUGAGGUAUCUGGUGAUAAAGGCGGCUCACUGGAAACGGAGAGUGAUGAAAUAUACACUCUAGCCGGUGCUUUGGAGAACAUCGUUAAGGCAUCUCAGCUUGAGAUCAUUGAGCUGCAGCAUUCUGUGGAGGAACUAAGGGCAGAGUCAAGUUUACUUAAAGAGCAUAUAGAGAUUCAAGCCAAGGAACUAAGUCAUAGACUGCACAGGAUAGAGGAGCUUGAAGAGAAGGAGAGAGUGGCAAAUGAAAGCGUUGAAGGACUCAUGACAGACAUUGCUGCUGCAGAAGAAGAAAUUACAAGGUGGAAAGUAGCAGCUGAGCAAGAGGCUGCUGCAGGUAGAGCAGUUGAACAAGAGUUUGUGGCUCAGCUGUCGGCAGUUAAACAAGAACUUGAAGAGGCAAGGCAAGCCAUAUUAGAAUCAGAGAAGAAGUUAAAAUUCAAAGAAGAAACAGCAGCUGCUGCCAUGGCAGCAAGAGAGGCUGCUGAGAAGUCAUUGAGUUUGGCUGACAUGAGGGCGUCUAGGCUGAGGGAUAGGAUAGAGGAGCUCAGCCAUCAGCUGGAAGAGCUUGAAACUCGAGAAGAUUUGAGGGGCCGAAAUGGGCCUAGAUAUGUAUGUUGGCCUUGGCAGUGGCUUGGGCUGGACUUUGUAGGCUACCGCAAUACCGAGACACAACUACAGAGUUCAAAUGAAAUGGAGCUUUCCGAACCCCUCCUAUGAUCGUCUCUUUUCAUUUUUCCUUUUUUUUGUUUUGAUGGGCAUCGAUCUCAUUGGACACGGAGGAUACAUCAAUCUGUAGGAUUGCAGAGUGAAUCGAUUGGUUGGUAACUCUCAAGAUCCGUUCUCAACACUGGUGGCAGAGUUUAGUAGAAGGCAGCUGGACAAAACAAGGAAUGUUCUACUCCUGUUGACAAAAGUGCAAGACAAUAUGCUCACGCACACACUUGAAGCUUUUUGAGACUGAUUUUUUUUUUUCUUUGGCUGAAGAAGAUGGGUUCUAUACUUCAUUUGGUACGUGUACAUCCAACAGCACAUCCUCCACCGCAUGUAAAUCACACAGACAUCUUUACAUAAGACAAACUGAUAGCAGAGUAAUACAGACAUUUAAGAACACGUAUGUUUAGAAAGCGGUGAUAUUCGACUCAUUUUAUUUGGUUGUGCCUGCUGAGGAUAGUUGAUACGCACAAGGAAAAGAGGCAUCUUCUUAGAGAUGGUAAGGCCAGCUGCCUCCUCCAUGUUGAUGGCUACCGCGUUGGGUAAUUUCCAAUCAAAACAGUAUAAGAGAUUAGCGAGUGCAAGCUCCACCAUUGUUACUCCCAUAAGUAUCCCAGGACAAACUCUUCGACGAGAUCCAAAUGGCAAAAACUCAAAACGUUGUCCUUUAUAGUCAAUGGGGCUGUCAACAGAUCUUUCAGGGAAGAACUCUUCAGAAUCUCUCUAGUACCCAGGAUCUCUUCCAAUUGCCCAAGCAUUAAAUUGUAUCAGUGUUUUGAGGUGAAUGUCAUAACCAUUGAUUUGACAGCGAGACAUGGUUUCUCUUGGGAGAAGUAGGGGGGCAGGAGGGUGCAAUCUCAUAGUUUCUUUUAUUACCAUCUUGAGAUAUUGAAGCUCAUCUGUACUCUUCUCAGUUGCUCUUCCUCUCUGUCCAACAGAGCUCCUAAUUUCUUCUUGUGCUUUCUUCAUUAUUAUUGGAUUUCUAGCAAUCUCUGCCGUUGCCCAGAUGACAGUGAUGGCACCGGUGUCAAAUCCGCCUAAGAAUAUAUUCUGAAACUCAAGCAUCACAGAUAAGUUAGAUAAGACUUCUUUAUUUCUUUUAGUCAUAUAACAGAUAUUCAAGUUAGAUAUCAGGAUCUUCGUUCACAGAGUCCUAUAAAAUCAUGUGUAAAUAAGCACUGAAUGUGUUUCUUCUCUGCUGUAACAACUUGAGGAACAUAUGGCAACAACAACUAGGCUUUUUUCCACUCAA